GGCGCACGGAGCCCAGCCGGACCGAGGCGGGGCGAGGCGAGCGGAGCUCCGGGCCGCGGCGAGUCCGAGGCGGCCGGGGAAGGCGAGGGGUCGGCGGCGGAAUCCCUGCGCGGCGCUCCGCUUCUCCUCUCCGCGCCUUGCGCCCCUCUCCAAAGACGCGCGGCCCGUCCGAAAACCCCCUCCUUCCCCAGGGGCAGGGGGAUUGUUUUCUCCCUUCCGAGUCUCCCUCCCCGUUGGCUCGAGACCCGCUGCUCCUUGCAAGGCACUCUGCACGCGCUCAGGGGCGCUCUGGAGCCGGGCGAAGGAAGGUGCGCGCCGAGGAGACGGCGCUGAGCCGGGCACCUCGCUCAACCCUCCCCAGGCAGGACCAGCGGGACAGCCGCACCCCCGGGAGGCAUGCGGAUGUGAAGUGGUAAGAAUUGUCGAGUUGGACGGGACCCCGGGGGUCAUCCAGCCCAACCCACUCCGAUCGCCGCUCAGGCAUCCUUGGCAGAGAAGCCCCGCAAGGUCUGCUCCGAGUUCCCCUUCCGGAGCCAGAGAACAGAGGCGCUCGGGCGGCUGCAGCGCCAUCCCCGCCGGCAGGGGCAGAGGGGCUCGUACUUGGGGCGGGGUGGGGGGCAGGAGCCCGGCCAGCGCUGCAGGGCCACGCGGAAAGUGGGUCCCCGAUGCUCCGGUGGCUCCGCGGAGGUGGCCGGCCGCUCUCCGCCAGGGCGCGCCUUGCGUAAAAGCAGGCGAGCGCGGCUCCUUCCAGCCAGGGAACAAGCCCGAGGCUGCUUUUGCAUGGGGGGGAAGACGGCCCCACUUGAGGGACCUCAAAUACCCUCCUCUCCCCAGGACCCCCAGACUGACGUCACUGACCCAGAGCCACCUCUUGGGUGCACCCAGUUUCCCUAGAGCUGCUUGGAGGGGGGAGCUUACGGGGGAUUGGGGGGGGGACGCGGUGCAGAGGCUCCUCGAAGAAUGUUUGAGCGGCCCAGAGAGAGGGAAAGGAAGGCCCAGCCGUCUGGAGACGGGCACGGUGGGGACAGGGGGCUGGCUCCGUGUCACUGCAACAGCUUGCCCCCUCCUGCUCCCCCACUGUUUUUGCAGAGAGGGAGCUCAGAGCUCAAGCCCCCCCCCGCCCCCCAGAGGAGCCCUACCUGCGGAUCUCAGGUGUGUGCUGGGGUGGAGGAGGUGGGGCUGGCUGUGCUUACCUGGCAGUGCAAAUUGGUUGUACUUAAUGGGGUACGGGGUGCUGGCCGGGCAUGCGCUAUCUGGGGACCAUAGAACUGCAGCUGGAAGGGAACCCCAAGAGUCAUCUAGUCCAACCCCAUGCAGUGCAAGAAGCACAGCUAAAGGAUCCUGGACAGGUGGCCACCUCACCUUUGCUUAAAAACCUCCAGGGAGAGCCCACCACCUUCUGAGGGAGAGACUGCUCUCACCACCAGAAGAUUCUUGCGGCAGAAUCUCCUUUCUUGUAAUUUGAAGAACUGAAGGACGGUCUCAGAGCAAAGCAUCCACAGGAACUAUCCUACUUAAAAAUAGCAGAGGUCACCUUUGGGACCUGAGAUGGGCUUAUGCGUUACUGAUACGAAGCGUGUAGACAUUGGAGAGAGGAGGAGGAGGAGGAGAACGGCUCUGUUCCUCUGGAAUCGAUAAACAGGGGAAAGGUCUCUAGGAUGUCCUGAUAGCUUCAGGAGCUUCAUUUAGGGGAGGGAAAAUACGGGUUAUCUGAAGGCCUUUGUAGCACACAUUCCACCAGCAAAUCCACAGCAAACCCCCUUCUUAGAAUGACAGGCGGCAGUCAAAACUGCAAGGCGCACUGUACUCGAUUUGAAAGCUGCAGUCCUUGCAGAAUGCUGCAGCGCGAUUGCUGACAAGAGCAAGACCUUGUCAGCGUAGAAUAAUGGACUUGUAGAGUUGGAAGGGACCAGGCUUCCUCAACCUCAGCCCUCCAGAUGUUUUGAGACUACAAUUCCCAUCAUCCCUGACCACUGGUCCUGCUAGCUAGGGAUCAUGGGAGUUGUAGGCCAAAAACAUCUGGAGGGCCGAGGCUGAGGAAGCCUGAUCUAGGCCAACCCUCAGAGCAGGAAUCUUUUGCCCAACGUGGGGAUUGAACUCACGAGAGUCAGAGUCUCAAGCUCUACUGACUGAGCACAGGCACUCAGAAAUCUGCAGCGGUUGCCAAUUUCUCUCCGGGCCAAGUUCAAGCUGUUAGUACAGAAAGCCCUCAACUGCUUACGGGAUCACCUUGCGCCAGCUGUGCCCACUUGACUGCUCCGAUUGGCAGAAUUGGCACUACUGCAGGGGCCAAAGGAGACUCGUUCCUUUGGAACUCCCUGCCUAUUGAUAUCAAGCAGGAUCUUUCACUGUACAGUGGUACCUCGGUUUAAGAACAGUCCAGUUUAAGAAUGAUUCGGUUUACAAACUCCGCAAAACCAGAAAUAGUGUCCCGGUUUGAGAACUUUACCUUGGUCUAAGAACAGAAAUCUAACGGUGGAAGGGCACCGGCGGCGGGAGGCCUCAUUAGGGAACGUGUGCCUUGGUUGGAGAACGGUUUUGGUUUAAGAACGAACUUCCGGAAUGGAUUAAGUUUGUAAACCCAGGUAUCACCGUAUUCUUUUCGGUACCUGCUAAAAACAUUCCUGUUUUGGCAAGCCUGACCCAGAAACUUAAAUGGCGAUACCAGUUUUAAGCUGUGUAAGUAGUUUAAUCAUGUGCUUUUCUCCUCGUUACCUUUUUGCGUCCUGCUUAGAGGUACUUACACAAUCCAGUGAGGUAUAAAUCACAUGAAAGGAAAAGAAAUGGAAUGUGUCAAAGGGUGCCAACUGAUGCCAGGCCUGGGUGAUCCAGGGCUCGUCUGUGGCCAGUAGCUCCCCCCCUCCCCAUUCUCGCUUCCUUUCCCCCCUGAGCAGGGCUUUGGCUCGGAGAGGCAUCAGCUCCUGGCACCUCCAGGUCUGGCCUGACUCUGGAGAGGGAGGGGCACAGUGCCAGGGGGUCUCCAUAGCGACUGGGAGAUUGCUCUGUGACCCAGACUCCGUGUGCCUUGAUCCAGUCUGCAUCGCUCUUGCCAGCCCGGGGAGCGGCGGCUGCUGCUUGGUGUACGAAGUGCUCUGUUGUGAUGGAUUGCCCUUGUGACAACCGUGUGAGGUAGGCGGGGGGGGGGCAGGGGUGGUCACCAACUUGGAUGGCUUUAAAAGAGGAUCAGACAAAUUCACGGAGGAGGAGGGGGCUAUGGAGGGCUACCAGCCACAACGGCUUCCCGCUUGGAGGCAGCAAUCGCAGGAGAGGAAAGGGGUCUUGUGUUCAGAUCCUGCUAGCUGGUUUCGCACAGGUCAACCGUUGUGAGAACAGGAUUCUGGGCUAGAUCUGGUCUGAUCCGGAAGGCUGCUCUGCCCUCCUCCUGGGGAUUUCUGGCUCUUUGGACUCUCUGGACUAUCCUCUUUGAUGUACAGAGCGGCCGCCCCUCAGAUCUGCCGUUCCUCAUUCUUGCCGUGGACUUUGCGCCCAGAGAGAUAAACAUGUCCCACAGGGGCUUAACCCAAUUCGAAUCCCGCUGCUUCUUAGUAUGUCAAUCAGAUUGUCAUGACUCAGAAUGUUCUUCCUGAUGUUUAUAGAAGCCCUAUACGGCCUAGGACCCUCGUACCUAUGGGACCCCUUCUCCUGGUAUGUCCCACGGAGGACCUUACGGUCUUCAAACAAAAACAUCUUGGAGGUCCCAGGCCACAGGGGGUUAGGCUGGCCUCAACUAGAGCCAGGGCUUUUCGGCUGGUGGAACGCUCUGUCCCAAGAGACUAGGGCCCUGCGGGACUUGACAUCUUUCCACAGGGCCUGCAAGACGGAGCUGUUCCACCAGGCCUUUGGCCAAGGCACAGUCUGACCCCCUCCUUCUGUAAUCCUCAUAGAACACUAGCUCAAUGGUUGCCACUAAUUUGAUUCUGAAUUGAUUUUAGAAUGCUGUUACAUUGUUGUUAGCCUCUCUGAGCCUGGCUUUGGCUGGGAUAUAAAUAAAAUUAUUAUUAUUAUUAUUAUUAUUAUUAUCAGGAAGAACAUUCUUUUCUUUUUUUCCUCUUUACAUUUUAUUUAUUCCAGAUUUUAAAAAUAAAAAGCAGCUUAAAAACCAUCCAUACUAAUUGGAUUUCAUAACAAUCAUUUUAAGUAAUAGAAAAUAAUAUGAAAAUAUUUACUGUAAAUGUAAAGGCUGCUUUUAAAGUCAGAAUACAAAACUACCGUAUUUUUUGCACCAUAACACUCACUUUUUUCCUCCUAGAAAGUAAGGGGAAAUGUCUGUGCGUGUUAUGGAGGAAAUGCCUACGGGUGGCAUGCCUACGGAUUUUCCUCCUCUAAAAACUAUGUGCGUGUUAUGGUCGGGUGCGUGUUAUAGAGCGAAAAAUACGGUACUUAUCAGGAAGAACAUUCUGAGCGGAACAGGCUCCCUGAGAAGGUGGCCGACUCUCCUUCCUCAGAGGUUUUUCAGCAGAGGCCAGAUCUACCAGUGCUUAUUCAGUUGAGAUCCCUGCAUCACAGGGGGCGGACUAGAUGGCCCCUGGGGUUCCCUUCGACUCUACAAUUCUGUGAGUGCCUUGCCUGGAUGAUCAAUGUUAUUUCUCCUUUUUCCAGUUCACGAUGCCUUGUUUUUUUGGAGAAAUGUGCAAGGACGACCGGACAUACGAAGUGAUCUUCUCCGGAAUGCACAUCCACCCAAAAGGGGCGACGAGACUCUUUCCUAGGGAGCGAUAAAGAGGGCAGCCCUUCAAGGAGGAGUGAGCAAUUAGAGCUUGCGAAUGCCGGUAGGGGAGGAAAAAGCACAACAUUUCUAUUUAGGGCUGCAUGCUUCAAUCUAUCGGUUAAUUAGUCUAAUUAAUCAACCGAACUUUGGUUGCAGAUUAAAGCUCUCCGCCCCCUCUCCUGUGUGUGCAUGGGGGGUAAGCAGAAUUGGGGGUGCCCCGUGAUGCAGUGGGGGGGGAGAAAGAUGCAGGGGGGGCUCAUGGGGGCCAGGGAGACAGAGGGGGGUGUAUUCUCUCCCUCUCUGCUCUUGGCUCCUUGCCACCUCCUGCUUUCUGGAGAGAUUUAGAGCAGGUCAGGCAGGGGGCAGGGAGGGGGGUUAGUCCCGGUCCCUGUUCCCAUGGAAACGCAGCGGAUCAGGAUCAGGUGGGGGGGCGGAGUGUCCUGUCCCCCCAGGAAGUUCCCCUAGGGGCGUCUCUUCCCCAUCCCUCCCCCUGCAAUUGCGCACUUCCUGCAGUUCCAGAGAACCACCCGGAUGAUCUUUGAGCUGAGCCCUUUCCCAAUCCUCUUCUCACCUCGGGAGUUUCCUUCGCUAGCUCUCUUGCUGGUUCUAGGAAUGGAUUUCUUGUUUGUUUCCUUUCGGAAUUGUGUUCCUCAUAAAACAGCCUGAAGCAUCUCUCUCUGUCUCUCUCUCAUCUAUCUAUAUCUAUCUAUGUGUCUGUCUGUCUGUCUGUCUAUCUAGCUAUCUAUCAUCUAUCUGUCUAUCUAUCUAUCUAUCUAUCUAUCUAUCUAUCUAUCUAUAUCAUGUAUAUCUCUAUCAUCUAUCUAUAUCUAUCACUAUCAUCUAUCUAUCUAUCUAUCUAUCUAUCUAUCUAUCUAUCUAUCAUCUAUCUAUCUAUCUAUCUAUCUAUCUAUCUAUCUAUCACUAUCAUCUAUCUUUCUAUCUAUCACUGUCAUCUAUAACCUAUUUAUCUAUUUAUAUAUCUAUCGCUAUCACUAUCUAUCUAUCUAUCUAUCUAUCUAUCUGGUCAAAUACAGACAGGAUCAUAUAUUAUUGCAUUGCAUUUAUAUCCAUGAUCCCGCAACCUCCUCAUUUAAUCUCCACAACCCCCCUGUGUGGCAGGCCAGGCUGAGAGGAAGGGACUGGCUUCGUGCUUGAGUGGGCAUUUGAACCCUGGUCUCUCCCAGGUCCUAGACUGGCAUUUGGAGACAUCAGAUGAAGCUGAAGGUUGGAAGAUGCAGGACAGAUCAAAUGAAGGACCUGGUUAAACCGUGGAACUCCCUGCCACAGUAGGCAGUGAUGGCCACCAACUUGGAUGGCUUUAAAAGAGGUUUAGACCAGUUCAUGGAGGAGGAGAGGACCAUGGAUGACUUUGAGCCAGGAUCCGAGCUCUGCUUCCACCAUCAGAGGCAGCAGGAGACCCCUGGAGGGAGAGGUAUCUUGAGUUCGAAUCCUGACUGCAGGUUUCCCACAGGCAACCAUUGAGCGCCUAUGAGAAGGGGAAGCUGGACUAGGUGGGCCAAGGGCCUGAUCCAGCACAGGCUCUCCUUAGGCUCUUCUAUUCUUACAGAUAAUUACAAUAAAAACAUGGAGGCCGGUCCAAGAUGUUGCCCCCAGUGGCGGGCGACGAUGGUAUAAUCCUUGUCCAAAAAUCUUCUCAUGUGCUCCUUUGACAUUUUCCUUUUUUAAAUAAAAAAAUCUUUUUUAUUCAGUUUUACACUGCACAUUUAAAUUCAAACAUUAGACAUCAUCAUCAGCAUUUAGGAUUCCCUGGUUUCCAUUUUCAAUCUUUUUCAACUGCCUCACAUAUUUUCUCUAUUUUUCUUAAAUAAUCCAUUUUUACCUUCGUUUUUAGUACAUUACAAGUGUCAAAGCUGCCUCAGGUCUCAGCUCACAAAAGACCAACGCCUAUGUCUUCUUAUAUACAAAGGUGUUUAUUGCAGUUCAUGGUUUGCUUGACAUCCUAGGCGCGCAGCCUCACGUCUCUUACGCUAGACCGCUGAAGUCCCCUCUGAGUCAGUCCCUCCCCUGCACCAAUUUAAGAGACUUGCGCUGCUCCACCUCUUUCUCUCCUUCCUUUUCCGCAGGGUCCUUCUGCCCGCUGGGGUUGCGCCCCUUCUGGAUUCCUCUGACGCGGAAUCCUCAGACUGCUCUUGCCCCCUCCUGCGGGCUUUGGGACCUGGCCCUUCCUCCGGGCUCCCUGUACUUCCGCGCGCCUCUACAUUUGAACUUGGCGCGCGCGCCCAGCCUCUAACCUUCCUUUCAACAGCUACACUACUCCCUUCACUGCUCCCCUCCCCUUCCGGGAGGGCGGCUUGCUCUGACCCCCCUCCUUUCUCUGCUCCCGGAGCUGCUUCCUCUGACACACUGGAAACUCCACCCCCUUCGCUGCACUCUGGUGGGGAGGCUGGUCCUGACGCCCAGCUGCCACUUUGGGAUCCUCCGCUGGCCCCCUGCUCCUGACACGUCCCCCCUGGGGCUCCCUGGCCUUGACCACCGGCGCCCCCUUCUGGGAAUCCUCUGAUUCGCUGGAAAGACUCAUGGAAUCUCUUGAGUCAUUGUCAUUCUCUUCCUCGCUGGCUUGGAAUUCCUCCCCAUCGCUCUCCAUCUCCUGCCUACCCUGUGCCUCUCUCCCUGAACCCCUGACAACAAGCAUCACUCAAAUCCUGCCAAAGUUCCUCUCUUCCUGGUUUCUUAUUUUCCUGGUCAUUUUUGCCAUUUUGGCAUAGUCCAUCAUGUUCGUGAUUGUUUCUGGUCGGGACUUCUUUCCAUCUCUGCGCCAGUAGUAUCCGCGCUGCUGUCGUCGCAUACAUAAAUAAGAGCAAUAAUUAAACAUACUUUUACAUCUUAUUCAAAUUUUUUACUUCCAUCAAUCCUGUCUGAAAAUUUUCCAGUCUAAUCUCUCAGUAUGCAUUUCUUAUCUUCCCGGUUACAUUUCAAACUCAUAACCAAUAUCUAUCUUUUUCUACUUUGUAACACUUUGUAUAUUCCUCCUUACAAAACUUCUUGUAGUCCUACUAGCGUAAUUUGUUGGUUACAGUUGCUCUUCAAAUAAUUCAUAUACUUCUUCCAAUCUUCUGUGAAUCUCUGGUCCUGCAGGUUUCGAAUCCUUCCUGUCAUUUUGUCCAAUUCUGCAUAGUCCAUUAAUUUUGUCUGCCAUUCUUCUUUCGUCAGAAUUUCUUCUUGUUUCCAUUUCUGGGCUAACAAUACUCUUGCCACAGUUGUUGCAUAUAAAAACAAUUUAACAUCUUGCCUAUUCAUGUCCUGACCUAUAAUACCAAGUAAAAAUGCUUCUGCUUUUUUAAAAAAUGUGUAUUUCAACAUCUUUUUCAUCUCAUUAUAUAUCAUUUCCCAGAAGUUCUUUACUUUUUUACAUUCCCACCACAUAUGAUAAAAUGUUCCUUCUGGUCCUUUGACAUUUUCCAGGGCUGCCUGGCCUCCUGGGCAAAGUGCAGGCGGCAGACCUUGCAGGAGCGGCGCCUGCGAUGCCUCCCAUGGAAACUGAGGCCCCUCCUCCCGUCACCCCCGAAGGCGCCGUGGCGGAGGACCCACCUGCGGGCAGCCCAGAAGCGAGCCAUGCCUCUCUGCUGCCUGGCACGGCCGUGACGCCCGUCUCGCGCACCGUCUGCCUAUACCGGCCUGCGGGCACCUUUGCCGACUCGCAGCCCCUCGUCCUGCUGCUGCCCUGGUUUGGUGCCCGGCCCGGUGCCCUGGCCAAGUACCUCUCCCUCUACCUGGGCCGCGGCUGGGGUGUGCUGGUGGCCGAGAGCAGCCUGGGCCACUUCCUGUGGCCGCGGUGGGGCCUGGCGUACGCAGAGCAGCUCCUGGGGCUCCUGGGGGAGGGCAAGGCCCUGGGCACCCAGCCCCUCCUCAUCCACGCCUUCUCCAUCGGAGGGUACACCUUUGCCCAGAUGAUGGUGCACCUCGCCAGACACCCCGAGCGGCAUGCCGGCAUCGGAGAGCGCAUUCGCGGCUGCGUCUACGACAGCCUGGUCGCAGGGAGCCUGGAGAAUAUGGCUCAGGGUGAGCAGUGGGCCUCCUGGGGUGGGGAGGAAGGGGCUGGCGGGACCAGUUGGCUCACCACGGGCCAUGCCCAAAGCGGCUCACAGCCGGCAUUCAAAACAUCAAAGCGCAGAAUUCAGAAUGCAGUGGCACCUUGGUCCUCAAACUUAAUCUGUUCCAGAAGUCCGUUCUCCACCCCCAUCAUUCUACAUGGACGCUGAGGUCCAGCGCCGAGGCCUUCUGGCGGUUCCCUCCCUGCGAGAAGUGAGGUUACAGGGAACCAGGCAGAGGGCCUUCUUGGUGGUGGCACCUGCCCAGUGGAACGCCCUCCCGUCAGAUGUCAAGGAGAUAAACAACUACCGUAUUUUUCACUGUAUAGGACGCACUUUCCCCCCUCCAAAAAUGAAGGGGUAAUGUGUGUGCGUCCUAUGGAGCGAAUGCAGGCUUUCGCUGAAGCCUGGCGAGCAAGAGGGGUUGGUGCGCACUGACCCCUCUCGCUCUCCAGGCUUCAGGAAGCUAUCAGCAAGCCUUCGGAGCGUGGCGGGAGUGCCCGCUGCGCUCCAAAGGCUUGCGGAUAGCAGCCUGCAUCCCGAAGCCUGGGGAGCGCUGCGCAGCGUGUCCCGGGCUUCGGACAGAUAUCCACAAGCCUUGGGAGCUCGGUGGGAGUUCCUGCCGGGCUCCCAAGGCUUGCAGAUAGCAGCCUCCAAACCCUACCUGGUUUGGAGGCUGGCGGUGGGGAAAGCAGCGCUUCUCCCCACCGCCAGCCCCACAAGCUCGGGGGACAGCGGGGAGGCGGAGCACCGCCUUCCCGCUGUUCCCCGACCUGGUCUUUGGGGCUGGCGGUGGGGGAAAGCAGCGCUCCCCCCCCGCGAGCCCCAAAGAGCAGGUCGAAAGGAACCCAAAGCCUCCAGAGCCCAGCGGGGGCUUCGGGUGAACGCACCUUGAACGCACAGAACGCACCUUGUUUUAGAGGGGGAGAACAAGAAAAAAAUCCCCCCCCCUGUUUCCCCCCCUAUGGUCCGGUGCGUCCAAUAGAGCGAAAAAUACAGUAUUUCACUUUUAAAAGACACCUGAAGGCGGCCCUGUUUAGGGAAGUUUUUAAUGUCUGACGCUGUAUUGUUUUUGAUAUUUGGUUGGAAGCCGCCUGACAAGGGACGCGGGUGGCGCUUUGGGUUAAACCACAGAGGCUAGGGCUUGCUGAUCAGAAGGUCGGCAGUUCGAAUCCCCGCCACGGGGUGAGCUCCUGUUGCUCGGUCCCUGUUCCUGCCAACCUAGCAGUUCGAAAGCACGUCCAAGUGCAAGUAGAUAAAUAGGUACCGCUCUGGCGGGAAGGUAAACAGCGUUUCCGUGCGCUGCUCUGGUUUCGCCAGAAGCGGCUUAGUCAUGCUGGCCACAUGACCUGGAAGUUGUACACUGGCUCCCUCGGCCAAUAAAGCGAGAUGAGCGCCACAACCCCAGAGUCAGCCGCGACUGGACCUAAUGCUCAGGGGUCCCUUUACCUUUACCUGGAAGCCGCCCAGAGUGGCUGGGGAGACCCAGUCCGAUGGGCUGGGUAUAAAUAAUAAAUUAUUAUUAUUAUUCCUUCCUGCAUCUCUGUCUCCUGCCCCCCCCAACACCUGGGAUGCUUGAGCUGCCUUCUUUCUCCCCCCCCCCAGGCGUGGCCAGGAUGACCAGCUCCUCUGCGGCCGUCCGGCCUCUCCUCCGCGGAGGCGCCCUGCUGUACUUCCGCCUCUUCCGCCCGUGCACCGUGGCACACUACGAGGCCGCCCUGGACGCCUUCCACCGCCCGCCCCUCCGCUGCCCCGUGCUGGUCUUCUUCUGCCACAAUGACCCGCUGAGCGACGCCCGCACCAUGCAGCAGCUGCUGGGCACCUGGCGGGCACUGGGCCUUCGCGUCCAGGUGCAGGAGUGGGCAGUCUCUCGCCACGCCCAACACCUGCGCCUCUACCCCCAGGAAUACGCCCGGGCGCUGGGCGCUUUCCUGCAGCAGCUGGGCCUCCUGCCCGCCUCCGGACUCCAGGCGAAACUUUAGCGAGCGAGAGGGAACCAGAAAUGCACGCUUGGCGGACGAGGAAGACAUCGCCGCUGCCAUCCCUGCGGCGGGCAUGGAGGUGAAAGGCCCGUUUGCCAGAGCCGCUCCAGGAGGCUGCAGCCGGAUGGGUGGCUGGACUUGGGGGUCCCAAUGGAGCAACCCUCCCCCCCAAAAAAAACUCACUUUGAGUGCUGCAGCCUGUUGCAACGGAAGUGCCCAGGAAAUAGGUGCCAUGGAAGGGUGGCAUGGAGCUGAAUUGCCACCAGCAGAAGGAGGGCAGGCAGCAAGGCUGUGAAGCCAGGAUUGCAAUGGGGGGAAGUGGGCAACGCGAAGUCUCCCCCUCCCAAAAAAUUAAUCUGCCCUGCAUCUUGAGUCAUUGAGAGGGGCAAGCAGAGGGCACAUCGCACACACCGGUUAGACGGAGGGACCCCCACCCCGGAUGGCUUCUGAAAAGGGGGCUUGGACCGAUCCACGGAGGAGAAGGAUCUGCGGAACUCACUGCUGCAGGAAGGACGGCUGCCAACCGGGAUGGCUUCUGAAUGCUGGAAAUUAUGGGAAGGGGGUGUUGCUCUUGUGCUCGGAUCCGAUGGUGGGCUCUGCCCCCCCCAGCUGACCACUGUGUGGACAGGAGGCAGGGCUGCCCAGAGGCCCCUUGGGCCGGAUCCAGCGAGGUUUUCCUUGCGUUCCUCACCCCAGACCAUUAAACGACGCUCCGUAGC
This is a messenger RNA of Podarcis lilfordi (Lilford's wall lizard), 11458 nucleotides long. Lineage: Eukaryota; Metazoa; Chordata; Lepidosauria; Squamata; Lacertidae. The record is from the annotation of a GenBank genome assembly.